This is a messenger RNA of Paramacrobiotus metropolitanus, 1992 nucleotides long. RefSeq names its product protein RFT1 homolog. The transcript is spliced from 6 exons. Gene Ontology annotation, biological process: dolichol-linked oligosaccharide biosynthetic process; glycolipid translocation. The record is from RefSeq and is a predicted model, not a curated record. The coding region runs from base 113 to 1633 and encodes 506 amino acids. Lineage: Eukaryota; Metazoa; Tardigrada; Eutardigrada; Parachela; Macrobiotidae. Gene Ontology annotation, cellular component: endoplasmic reticulum membrane.
CUAGCGUACGAUAGAUCAACAAUACGUACACAAUACAUAUAGAUAUGUAUUCCGAUUUCCGAUACUAUUUAAAAGAGGUACUACUAUUUUUGUAUGGUAUUACCUCGCAAAAAUGGAAGUUUCCGAAGACCUUACAUCGGUUUUUUCAGGGACCGUCACAUCCACGUAUUACCACAUAAUCCUACAGAUCUUCUGCAAGUUUCUCACAUUUGCUUUGAACGGACUCGUUCUGCGCUACAUCUCCAAAGAUUUGCUGGGCAUUGUCAAUGUGCGUCUGCUAUUGCUGCAUACUACGAUACUUUUCCUGUGUCGUGAAGGAAUUCGCCGUGCAACUUCAGGAAAUAUUCGUCCAGAAGAAUGGAAGCAAACCGUCAAUUUAAUAUGGCUUGCGAACGUAUUCUCGUGUCUUUUAACGUUCGUGGGAUCAAUGCUGUGGAUUUUCCUAAUGGAGAAUCCGGAUGCCCCGUUUUACGCAUUCGGAGUUGUUGCGUACGGACUUUCUUCUGUUAUCGAAAUGACUGUCGAACCGAUGUAUGUCCUUGCUCAGGAAAUGAUGUUCCUCAAAUUGCGGAUUAUGGCUAAAUUCCUUUCUAUGACGAUCCAGUCUUCCAUCAAUGCCGUCCUUAUAAUUAUGGCUCCUCAGUAUGGAAUUUUAAUUUUUGCCGUUUCUCAUCUGAUUGGUUCCUUCGUCUACUGUAUAGUAUUUUAUCACUACAUCAAAAGACUGUUGCAUCCAAAUCAGAUUGCGAUCAAGUAUCCUAUCAACAGCAUUGCGGACUUUUUACCCAGCCGUACUGCCCCCAUCUUCCCGGAGAGAUUAUGGCAAUUGACUUUGAGUUUCACGUGGCAGUCCUUUUUGAAACAGAUUUUGACGGAAGGCGAGAAGUUUAUCAUGUCCUGUUUCCAGUUGCUGACUUUCGCUGAACAGGGAGUGUACGAUGUUGUCAAUAAUCUCGGAUCUCUUGUCGCGCGUUUAUUGUUUCAACAAGUUGAAGAAAAUGCGUAUGUCCUGUUCUCAAAAGUGCUGUCACGGGAUCCCGGUGGGGCAGAAGUUCCGUCGGAAUCUGAUAAGUUCGGAGCUAAAAUGCUGGAGGUGUAUCUGAAGAGCAUUUCCGCUUUAAGCAUCAUCAUUGUCCUAUUUGGUUACCAUUAUUCGGAUCGAUUGUUCAUGUCGGUUUAUGACGUUUUAUCGCAAACGCUGUCUAUCAUUUCUUUUGGUGUCAGGUAUAACCAAAAGCUUGUCGCGCUUUCUGCUACUUUCCUGUUGUUUUCCUGGAGUUUUGUCAAACAGUUUGGACCGGUUGGCUUCAUUCUGGCGAAUAUUCUUAACAUGGCUUUGCGAAUACUUCACAGCGUACAUUUCAUUUUCACUUACUACAAAGACACGGAAUCCCGACCUUUGCACGGUGUACUGGUGAAUAGCCGCUUCCUGGCAGCUGCGGCGGUGGUUUCUAUGGUCGUGUAUUUCUUCCGCAGAAUCUGUGAUAUUUCUACCGUUGUCGGACUCCUGGGUUUUCUUGCUAUUGGAGGUAUAUUGGGGAUUUUCAUGGUGUUGGUGCUGUGGACAACGGAAAAGGAGAUGAUUACAUUUUUGUACGGUUUAUUGCGGAAAAAGUCAACGAAAGCUGAAUAGUUUAUGGCACUCCGUCUUCUCAAAUUGUCUGUGUUAAGAUAUCUAUAAAGUUUUUUUAGAUGUGAGACAUUUUUGAUUUACUUAUUUUUGUAAUACUAGUUCUGGCAGUUUUAGUGCAGUUUGUGGAUUUGGCUUUGAGCUGUCUUACUUGGUUUUGGGUUCCGUUUCGCCUCGUGAUGAUGACAUUCGCUCAGUUUGAGACAUUUCCUGUAUAGAUACGUUUACAUAUUUAUAGAGCGCUGGAGAUUGUCAUAUAUUUGUGCAACUACAGUUUAUCCAGCCCAAAUGCAUAAAUGACAAGAAAAAGCAACAGCAUUGCGCCGAGCUGGACGUAUGUCAAUAAAGUAUUCCCCGUUCGA